Jaminaea rosea is the source of this 627-nucleotide messenger RNA. RefSeq names its product acyl-CoA N-acyltransferase. NCBI's taxonomy places the organism in Eukaryota, Fungi, Basidiomycota, Exobasidiomycetes, Microstromatales. The record is from RefSeq and is a predicted model, not a curated record. Gene Ontology annotation, molecular function: histone acetyltransferase activity. The annotation marks the transcript as partial. The transcript has 2 exons. Gene Ontology annotation, biological process: regulation of DNA-templated transcription.
AUGCCACCGCCCUCGCUCCCUUCCUCAUCUUCGUCCUCCUCCCUCGCUCCUCCCUCGACCCCUUCCUCCUCCCUCACCUCGAAACCCACUCCACCUCCCCCCACCCCUCGAGUCCCCCACCUCUGGAUCUGCGAAGGUUGCUUCAAAUACACCCGCAGCUACGCAGCCUGGUACGCUCACAAGCAUAAAGAAUGCAAGCAGCACCAUCCACCAGGGCGAAAAGUCUACCAGAGGGGAUCUCACAUCAUCUGGGAGGUGGAUGGCGCAAAGGAGAAGCUCUACGCCCAGAAUCUGAGCUUGUUUGGCAAGCUGUUCAUCGACCACAAGACAAUCUACUUUGAUGUUGAGCCCUUCGUCUUCUACAUCGUGACGGACGCUGCCACGGCUAGCUUCGACUACGUGCUGGGCUUCUUUAGCAAGGAGAAGGUGUCGUAUGACGAUUACAACCUGGCGUGUAUCAUCACGUUUCCGCCUUUCCAGAAGAAGGGCUUCGGCACCCUAAUGAUCGAGUACAGCUACCAUCUUUCCCUCACCUCAGGAAUCGCCGGCACGCCAGAGCGACCUCUCUCCGAGCUAGGAUUCAAGGGUUACCUCUCCUACUGGUCGGCUGUUGUGCUACGUACGCUA